This is a messenger RNA of Mauremys reevesii (Reeves's turtle), 7653 nucleotides long. It is a transcript of the gene ATP11C, whose product is annotated as ATPase phospholipid transporting 11C. Gene Ontology annotation, cellular component: recycling endosome; trans-Golgi network; endoplasmic reticulum. Gene Ontology annotation, molecular function: ATPase-coupled intramembrane lipid carrier activity; ATP binding; magnesium ion binding. The transcript is spliced from 30 exons. Lineage: Eukaryota; Metazoa; Chordata; Testudines; Geoemydidae. Bases 469 to 3966 code for a protein of 1165 amino acids. Gene Ontology annotation, biological process: phospholipid translocation. The record is from RefSeq and is a predicted model, not a curated record.
GGCGAAGCGAGGGGGGCUCGGAGCAGCUGGCAGGGCAGGAAGCUGUGCGCCCUGAGCCUUGGAGAGGUGGGGGCGCUGCGCCCUAGCGCACGGGCCGCUCCCCAGCUCAGGCAGCAGGGCCCCGGGGCGGUGCCCGGUGCCCCCGCCGCUGCUGGCGGGAGGGAGAAGCCGCUCAGUCCCCGGGGCCGUCCCAGCGCCCUGGAGCCGAGCCGCUGGGUGGGCAGCCUGGCUAUGGUGCGCGGCUCCCGGCUGCAGCGCCCGGGGAGAGCCUAGCGGCGGCGCCCCGGGAGGCGAAGGAGAGUCCCCAGUGCCGGGCGGCGAUGCGGCCGGGAGCUGCGCGCCGGUGACCGUGGUGGGGCGGGGAGCUUGUGGCCGGCCCGGGCGCUGCUCCGCCCGCCGCAGUGGUCCCCUGCAGGGGCUUGUGCCAUCCGGCUGCCUGAAUCCCCGAGCCUCAGCCGCCGCCUCGCAAUGCUUCGCUGGAGCAUUAAUCGCUUUUGCGCUGGCGAAGAGAAACGAGUUGGAACACGCACGGUGUUUGUUGGCCACCGCCCUGUUUCAGAAACCGAUGCUUACGUCGAGCAGAAAUUCUGUGAUAAUAGAAUUGUCUCAUCCAAGUACACUGUCUGGAAUUUUCUUCCGAAGAAUCUUUUUGAACAGUUUAGAAGAAUUGCCAACUUUUAUUUCCUUAUCAUUUUCCUUGUGCAGGUGAUAGUAGAUACACCAACCAGCCCAAUAACCAGUGGACUUCCACUUUUCUUUGUGAUUAUUGUUACAGCUAUCAAACAGGGCUAUGAGGACUGGCUGAGACACAGAGCUGACAAGGAAGUAAAUAAAAGCAGCGUCUUCAUUGUUGAAAAUGCAAAGCAAGUGAAAAAACACAGCGAAAAAAUCAAGGUUGGCGAUAUUGUAGAAGUGAAAGCAGACGAAACCUUCCCCUGUGACCUGAUCUUCUUGGCAUCGAGUAAUGACGAUGGGAUCUGUUACGUCACGACGGCAAGUCUGGAUGGCGAGUCAAAUUUCAAGACUCAUUACGCAGUGCGGGAUACUACUGGGCUCCGGACAGACGACGACAUCGACUCCCUGACUGCCACAAUUGAAUGUGAGCAGCCUCAACCUGACCUCUACAAAUUUGUUGGAAGAAUUAACAUCUACAGAAGUAACCAGGAGCCUGUAGCCCGGUCUUUGGGUCCCGAAAACCUGCUGCUGAAGGGUUCUACUUUAAAAAAUACAAAGAAGAUUUAUGGAGUUGCGGUUUAUACUGGAAUGGAAACAAAAAUGGCUUUGAACUACCAAGGAAAAUCACAAAAACGGUCAGCUGUAGAAAAAUCAAUCAACGCCUUCUUGAUAGUGUAUUUAUGCAUCUUAGUGAGUAAAGCUACGGUGUGCACCACUCUGAAAUACAUCUGGCAGAGUAAUCCGUUUAAUGAUGAGCCAUGGUAUAACCAAAAGACAAUAAAAGAAAGAGAUAUGUUCAAGAUCUUAAGAAUGUUCACAGACUUCCUGUCAUUUAUGGUUCUGUUCAAUUUCAUUAUCCCGGUCUCCAUGUACGUUACUGUAGAAAUGCAAAAAUUCUUGGGCUCCUUCUUUAUUGCUUGGGAUAAGGAGAUGUAUGAUGAAGAAAUCAAGGAAGGGGCACUGGUGAAUACCUCGGACCUCAACGAAGAACUCGGUCAGGUCGAGUAUGUGUUCACAGACAAAACUGGAACCCUUACUGAAAACAGCAUGAAGUUCAUUGAGUGCUGCAUAGAUGGACACAAGUACAAAGACGGCAUUUCAGAGGUGGAUGGGUUCUCUCACACGGACGGGCCCCUGAAAUAUUAUGGGAAAGCAGAAAAGUGUCGAGAAGAGCUGUUCCUCCGUGCUUUGUGUCUGUGCCAUACGGUUCAAAUCCAAGAAGGAGACAACGUAGAUGGAUUGAGAAUAAACCAGGAGCGCAGGACCUAUAUCGCCUCUUCACCAGAUGAAAUAGCUUUGGUAAAAGGCGCCAAAAAGUAUGGUUUCACUUUUCUAGGACAUGAAGCUGAUUACAUGAAAGUACAGAACCAAAAGAAUGAAAUUGAAAAGUAUCAGCUUCUUCAUGUACUAAACUUUGAUCCUGUCCGCCGCCGGAUGAGUGUUAUUGUGAAAACCAGUACAGGAAAGUUCCUCCUAUUCUGUAAAGGAGCAGACUCUUCUAUGUUUCCAAGGGUGCAACAAGAUGAAAUACAACAAACUAAAGUGCAUGUGGAACGUAACGCAAUGGAUGGAUAUCGAACUCUUUGUGUGGCCUUCAAAGAACUAACUCAAGAGGACUAUAAAAAAAUUAACGAUCAGCUCAGUGAAGCGAAAAUGGCUCUACAGGACAGAGAAGAAAAGAUGGCCAGGAUUUUUGAUGACAUAGAGACCGACAUGCAUUUGAUAGGGGCUACUGCUGUGGAAGACAGACUGCAGGAGCACGCGGCGGAAACCAUUGAGGCCCUGCAAACGGCAGGCAUGAAGGUCUGGGUGCUGACUGGGGACAAGAUGGAAACUGCAAAAUCCACCUGCUAUGCCUCCAGGCUCUUCCAGACAAACACUGAAUUACUGGAGCUGACCACAAAAACGAUGGGAGACAGCGACAGGAAAGAGGAUCGAUUACACGAGCUGUUGCUGGAGUAUCAUAAAAAGCUGCUGCCGGAUUUCCCCAAAAAUAGCGGAAAGCUUAAAAGGAGCUGGACGGUGAGCCAAGAAUAUGGACUGAUUAUAGAUGGCUCGACGCUGUCGCUGAUAUUAAAUCCUUCCCAGGAUUCCAGUUCCAGUAAUUACAAAAGCAUUUUCCUACAGAUUUGCCUGAAGUGUACUGCAGUUCUGUGUUGUCGGAUGGCUCCUUUGCAGAAAGCCCAGAUCGUUAGAAUGGUGAAAAACACCAAGGGCAAUCCAAUAACACUAUCAAUAGGAGAUGGUGCCAACGAUGUUAGCAUGAUCUUGGAAGCACAUGUUGGAAUAGGUAUAAAAGGCAAAGAAGGUCGUCAGGCAGCAAGAAACAGUGACUACGCGGUUCCAAAGUUUAUGCAUUUAAGAAAAUUGCUACUGGCACAUGGGCAUUUAUAUUACGUGAGAAUAGCACACCUUGUACAGUAUUUCUUCUAUAAGAACCUUUGCUUCAUUUUACCACAAUUUUUAUACCAGUUCUUCUGUGGAUUCUCGCAACAGCCUCUGUACGAUGCUGCUUACCUUACAAUGUACAACAUCUGCUUCACAUCACUACCUAUCCUGGCCUACAGUCUACUGGAGCAGCAUAUUAACAUUGAAACUCUGACCUCAGAUCCAAGAUUGUAUAUGAAAAUUUCUGAUAAUGCCAUGUUACAAUGGAAGCCUUUCUUAUACUGGACCUUUCUAGGCGCCUUUGAAGGACUUGUGUUUUUCUUUGGAGUUUACUUUCUUUUUCAAAAUUCAUCAUUAGAAGAUAAUGGAAAGGUUUUUGGGAACUGGACGUUUGGAACUAUUGUUUUUACUGUAUUAGUGUUCACCGUCACUCUGAAGCUCGCGUUGGAUACUCGAUUCUGGACCUGGAUGAACCACUUCGUGAUUUGGGGCUCCUUAGCCUUUUAUGUCUUUUUCUCGUUCUUUUGGGGAGGAAUCAUUUGGCCUUUCUUGAAGCAGCAACGAAUGUAUUUUGUAUUUGCUCAUAUGGUGACGUCCGUAUCAACCUGGCUGGCCAUAGUUCUCCUUAUCUUUAUCAGCCUUUUCCCGGAGAUUCUUCUAGUAGUUUUUAAAAAUGCGAAAAGGAAAAACCAUCAGGAACAUCCACUAUCUUCAUGCUCUCUCAAACUUCCAGCAAUCACAGCUUUUCUUGGAAUGAAUAAGACUGUACCCUUUAAUUUGCCUAUGCUAUUGUCCUACAAACCUAUGGAGAAUGGUUACACCUCUGAAAUGAAGCUCGAAGAUGCUGUUACUAACUUGACACAAAGAUGCCAUCUCAGGAUACCUCAAAUGCAACAACUUUAAACACUGCACCGUGUUGUGCUCCAGGACAAGACGUGUGUUUGAACUCACAGUUCUCUUUAAGAUGACACAUGUAUUGUAAGCAGCCCUGCUGACUAAGCAGCGGAGGCACUGGCCCUCAUUUUUUUCAAAGUCUGAAAAUGGAAAAGUCUGGGACAUAAAAAGUCCAUGGAAUCGGGAGUGGAGAAAAGAACACCUAGAAUUCCAUGAAAAUGGAACAAUAGAAACUCUAGAGACACAUGGAUGCUCCUUAUGCCCACUGAAUAGGAGGAGACUCCUCCAUUACAGAUUCAUCCAACAGCAAUGAAUGGCCACUAAAGUCUUAUUCUUUUGCCUGACCAAAGAAGUAGCACAGCCUUUCUGCUUAAUCACAGUCUUGUCCAGCUCCCUUGGAAGACACUGGAAGUUGGGUUGGACCCUAAAUUAGAACCACGGUCUGUCGUCUUGCACAGCUCCCGUUGCUGCUAAUGAGAGCUGAAGCCAGGAUGUGAUCGUUAGAAAAGUUCAGCUUUCAAAUCCACGCAGCAGAAAUACUUGAAAAUAUUGAAGGACUGAGCUGCUGAUGGCGUGAAAUGUCCAGUGGCAUCCCCUUUCCAUUGCAAACGGCAGGGUUAGACUGUUAAAUGUUCUGUUUAUUAAAAUGCAGAAGUGUGUCAGCCUGAACGUUUCUGAGGAGCCGAUCAAAAUAUUGGAAGAGUUUUCAUGGGGCAAGACUUCUUUUCCACAUUACCAAAUUUGAUUCUGGAACAGGCGGAAGACACAAUGACAAACCCUUUCCCCUUAUGUAUUGAAAAUACACGGAAUUCUUUUAUUACUCAUGAAAAGCUCCUUAGUCAGGAAAGAAUCUUAAAUAAAAGUUAUGUUGUGCCAGGUUUUCAGCCAAAGCUUAACUGGGCCUCUGUGGUUAUGCUCACGCUCCUGUGAAUGUAAUUGCAGUUGUUUGGAGACCUUAAAGACCUGAAUGGCAGUCACAGUCAGGGCCUUAAGUGACCCAUUGACAUUGAUUGUGCUUGCAAAUAAUACCAGAUAAAUCUGCAAUCUCCAUUACCUGCACCAACAAAAAGGGAGGUCAGUUUUAAAAAUAAGUGAAUAAAUACAUCUGGUUCUAGGAGUAUCAUUUUACUUGGUUCUAAAAUCAGCAGAUUUUUUUUUUUAAAUCUGCAUAUAUCAAGAUGUUGAUGUUGAUUUAAUAAUACCACGUGUGCAUAGCAUAAAGGUAAAAUGCUUGACAACCAACUUCUAUUUGUUUUUUAUUAUGCAGGAAAACAAUACUACUUUGAUUAUAAACAAUCCUGAGUGAGCAUGGAUUAAGUGCAAUUGGCAUUUUAUUUUUUUAAUAAUAUUUUUCCACCAGGUUGACUUCCCCUUCAUCCUGUAUGGCCCAGGUUUCCCUGUGCCAGAUAAAGCAAACAAAUAAAUACUUGGGAUAAAAAUUUUCAGAGUAUGUAAGUCCCAUUUUCUUAGCCUCCCAAGUCUUAUUGCAGGUCAAUGAGACUUAGGCUCCUAAGUCACUUGGGCACUUUUGAAAAUUUUACCUUUAGGCUUUGCUUUGCUCAUGCACAAAGAGACUAGAAGUUAGGGCUGGACAGAAAAUUCCCAUCUCCAUGAAAUUUCGAUGAACAACAGAAAAAUUUUUUGCAAAAAAUAAUUUUCCAUUCCCUCCCUUCAAAAAGUUUGGAAACUCUAAAACUGAAAAGGAGUUGGCACUACUGUUCUCAGAAAGCCGUGCACCUGAUUUUAUGCCUGCUAAUAGACUUGGUUUUAAAAAACACUGACAGGUUGUUCAGUCUCUUGGCCUCUCUCCUCCUGCCUCUGAAGUUGUUGGGACAUUUCCUGAGGAAAAGCUGGAUCGGGCUCUCCUGCCCCCCAAGUAAGGGCAGGCAAAUCCUCAUCUAUAUAUAAGCAGUCACCCCAAGCCUGCCAUUCAUGGAAAGCGAAGAGCAGAAACUGCAUGCAAGAGACCUCUGUCACCCCUGCAUGUCAUGACUGCUUUAUGCUACUCAACAUGGGGCGGGGGGAAAUGUGAGCAGGACACCCCACAGCUCCUAAGACCCAGCAUGGACAAGAGAGUGGUCAGCCCCAUUCACUGCACUGCACCUUACCUAGCAGUAGUGGCCGCGGCGCAGCCACGCCUUGCUGAGCACAGGGGUGGGAUUGCAUUCCCCUUCGUAUUCCCUAUAAGCAAGGCCCCUUUUCCUUUGGCUCGUCCCAUGGGACUCGAAUGGAGCCUUAGGUCUUGUCUGACCACCAGUGUUGAUGGCUAACGUUGUGCCUACACAUUCGAGCAUGAGGGGCACAUCCCACCGAUACACUGACAAUACGGUCUGUACGCCAGCUCUGAUCUUUCUGCUUCUACGCACAGUUCUGUUUGCUUGUAUGUUUAUAUAAUCUUCAAAAUGUGGGCACUGAAAGGCAGACUUCCAAUGAUCUGAGACCAUUCCAAGGCUGACGCGGACCGCCUCCUUCCUGGUUUGUUUUGUGUAGCAUUCUACAUUGUUGGGAUCCAAUUCCGUUCCGGCGGAUGCCAGCUGAAUUUUUGCUUUUGGCUUCAGUGAGAGCAGGAUUGUGGUAUAUUCUCAGGAGUACUGAUGGGGGAGGGGAGGAGGAAGGGAGGAAUAACUAUCCUGCAUUUUAAGAGUAAGCUUGAUUGGAACCAAAUUUUUCUCUUUCCAUCUCCAAAUAUUUAAGUGAACCAUUCACUGUAGACCUACAUCUGACACCAAAACUGAUGCGAGGAUCCACAAGGGUGGGCUGGAAUUAACACACAACAUCUAGCAGACCAGCUGUAGAGUGUUGGAAAUACAGGCUUUCUUGGGCAAGGGUCUUAGCUAGUGUAUUGGUGCAGCCCCACUGAGUUCAGCAGAGCUAUUCUGAUGUACACCAGCUAAAGAUAUGACCCUCCGGAUUCAAAACUAGCAAACUCCAAAUCUAUUGCUUCCUGAGGACCUGCGGUAUAAGAGAGAACAGAAGAAUGAAUUUUGCAGUUAGGGAGGUCCUGCAGCUGAGGUCCUACCAGAGAUUAGAUAGCUCAGAAUGGCAAUAAUUUGACAGUAACACAAUACUGUGAUUGUUGUUCACAUCAAAUACAAGUUGUAUUGUUACGCCACAUUUCAGUAAUGAGCUAAAAGGUCAGUAGGAGCUUAUAGGUGGAAAAUCUUGAAGGAAACUGGUUAGUGUUUCUAACAAUUCCCUGCAUAUUAAUCACACUGAUUAGUGACCCAGAAAGUUAAGAAAAGUAACUAGACUCGCUCAAAGUACUAGUGACAAGUUUCAUAAACUCAGUCUAUUUUUCAAAACUAAUCUUUGUAUGAGGAUAGUAUAAAUUGCCAGGAAUUACAUACAAAUUGAAAUGCAAAUUUGCAUACCUACCUACCAGUGGAAGAUAUAAUUAAUAUCACGGUUGCACCACUCAUCCAACUUCUCAGCCAUGGAAUUUUUUUAAAUAAUGUAGCAUAUAAAAAGGUGUAAAUUAUACACAGUUGAUGAGAAGAAACAUUUUUCAGCUUCUUUUAAAAAAUUGGGACUGCAAACUUACCUUUCCCCCUUCCCCACGUAAAAUGCAAUUUUAUACAUGUGUUGCUUUAUAUAACAGAUAUUGAAUGUGAAUGUUACCUUUUAUGAAUGCAACUUGCCCUUUUUCAUUACGGAAACUUCUGUUUGAAGUAAUCAAUAAACUUUGGUAUGUUCUGA